Capronia epimyces CBS 606.96 is the source of this 960-nucleotide messenger RNA. Its product is annotated as actin like protein 2/3 complex, subunit 2. Bases 1 to 960 code for a protein of 319 amino acids. Gene Ontology annotation, molecular function: actin filament binding; structural constituent of cytoskeleton. Gene Ontology annotation, biological process: Arp2/3 complex-mediated actin nucleation; actin filament polymerization. The record is from RefSeq and is a predicted model, not a curated record. Lineage: Eukaryota; Fungi; Ascomycota; Eurotiomycetes; Chaetothyriales; Herpotrichiellaceae. Gene Ontology annotation, cellular component: Arp2/3 protein complex; actin cytoskeleton. The transcript has 3 exons.
AUGCUCCUUUUAGACUACCAAAACGUCCUGAUCCAGUCCAUCCUCACAGAACGGUUUUCCGGCGCACCUCCGCAAACGAUUGACCAGGUUGUUUCGGACUUCGACGGCGUGAUCUUCCACAUAUCGACUCCGACGACGAAGACGGAGAUCCUGAUAUCCCUCUCGAUCAAAUGCUUCCGAGAACUCGUCCAAUAUGGAGCCGAAGCUGUGCUGCAAAGAGAAUAUGGCAGCUACAUCACGGCCACGGAAGCAGGCUACGACUUUAGCAUCCUGGUAGAUCUGGAGAAUCUGCCACCCAGCCCGGAAGAACGAGAAGAGCUGGUGCGGAGAAUCAGCCUGUUGAAACGCAACGUCAUGGCCGCGCCGUUUGAGAAGGCCUACGAUGAGUUCUCCCAACUUUCCGCGGAGGCGGCCAAAUAUACCUCGGAGUCGGCACCACAGGGCAUUGCGGAAGGAGGCGAGGUCAUGUCAAUUCAUUACCGCGAGGAAGAAGCAAUCUACAUAAAGGCCAGCUUCGACCGUGUCACGGUGAUAUUCUCUACCAUGUUCAUUGACGCUGUUGAUCGGAUCUUCGCCAAGGUCUUCCUUCAGGAAUUCGUGGAUGCGAGAAGGCGCGCUAUUCAGAACGCUCCGCAGGUGCUUUUCAGGAGUGAUCCUCCUUUGGAACUUCAAGGCUUAAAAGGGGUUGGAAAGACUGGAGAAAAAGGCGAAAUGGGAUUCAUCACUUUUGUUUUGUUCCCGCGACACCUGACUCUACAACAACGGGACGAAGUCAUAUCUCAUAUCCAGACGUUCCGCGACUACUUCCACUAUCACAUCAAAGCUUCCAAAGCGUAUAUUCACUCGAGGAUGCGGCGUAGGACCGCAGAUUUCUUGCAAGUUCUUAACCGUGCGAGACCCGAGACAGAAGAACGGGAAAGAAAAACGGCCAGUGGCAGGACGUUCAGAGUUCAAGGUUGA